AUGGAAGAGAAUGCCGAACUUAAGAGCAGAAUCGAGGAGUUGGAGAAAAAUAGGACAGAUAGUAAUGCCGAGAAUGCUGAACUUAAAGCUAGAGUUGCAAAAUUAGAACAGGAUUUCGGGCAUGUGCGAGAAAGUGGCGAUAUUACUCUCGAAGAAGCUGUUGUUAUACCUGACUCUGUAAUAAACCAGUACAUCAAUGCCAAUUCCAAGACUCUGGAGAAUAUAGAGACAGAUGCUUUCUUGGACUCGGAAUAUAAGAAAAAGGUUGAAACCGUUAACAAUGUUAACGAAUCAGAAAAAUUAUCACAUGGGAUGAUAGCUAUUCCGCAGGAGCAAGCCCAGAAAGAUAUUACGAGUUCCAUUUGUAACGAUCAAUGCGAUAAAAUCGAUUGUGAUAUAAAAACCGUUAACAUUGUUAACGAUCAAGGUUCAGCGGAGCUGGCACAGCCAAAAUUAUCACAUAAUACAGAAAUCAUUAACAAUAUCUCGCAGGCGAAAGUACAGAAAAGUAUUACGAAUUCCACUGAAGAUUUAACCUUAGUAAGCGAAUUCGUACAAGGUUUGUUACAGGAAUUCUCCUCAUCCGACACACAACUUUGGGAAUCUAUAAAGUUCUCCAAUCUCACAACUGCAUCAGUAGGUCUCCAGAAGCUCGCCCAUUUAUUUCAUCAAGCAAACAAGGCUGUGGAACUUAGAUCUGAGAAUAAAAAUCUUACAGAUAAGUCUGCAAGAAACAGGGUUUAUAAUGAAAUGAGACCAUACCUUUCAGGCGUUUCUGAUGGGUAUUUACGUGUAAUGACUUGUAAAGCAAGAAAAAUCAAUAAGUUAUUUGGAUAUGAAUAUGAUCCUGUAACUUUGAAAAAGAUUAACGGGAUAGGAUGGAAUAUGGCUAAUCAGGUCACUUGUAGUGCUAAUAGCAUUUCAAGACUCACUAAUCCUCAAAUUCGAUAUAUCAUAGAUUAUGUGACUCCGAAAACCGUUAACAAUGUUAACGAUCAGGAAUCGAAAUCAACAAAGACCGAGGAUUCAUCUCAAGCAAGCGUACCAUCUGCAUCAAAUAAAUCUCGACCCCCAAUCUCUAUUUUACCUGAUAAUCCAGAAGAGAAGCGAAAAUUAGUUAUUAAUAAAGUGCUAGAGCAGUUCCCUUAUUUAUCUUCGAAGUAUAGCAAGACCGAAGGGACAACCCUAAAGGGUCCACCGGUAAAGAUAACACUUCGAGAUAUCCUUAAUGGAUCUGGAAUAAGUGGAGGUGUAUUCUCACUUUGUGUGUCGUCAUCAGGGUCAGAAUCAGAAUAA
Molecule: messenger RNA, 1296 nt
Organism: Ambispora gerdemannii
Lineage: Eukaryota; Fungi; Glomeromycota; Glomeromycetes; Archaeosporales; Ambisporaceae
Source: the annotation of a GenBank genome assembly